CUUCUGUGAUGUAUUUUGAGCAGCUUCUGCAAAUUGCUAGGCACUUCGGUUCUAGAUUGGAAACUUAAAGUCCGAUACUCCAUGUGUUACCCCCGAUGUAACGUGCACUCGACGAGCACUUCAAGAGAUACUCGCAUAGCCUUGUAGAAAGCAAAUUAUAAAAAGGCAUCGUAUCUCGGUCGUGUCGUCGAUUCGUCUUGGAAACAGUUUUUGUGCACAGAGAACAUCAACUUUUGAUCCUAACUAUUCAAAUCCCAUUCCUCCGUCUACGAAGUUCAUCGUGCACUUUCCUCUCCGACCCACGUUCCAGCACUGCACCAGCAUCAACGUCGGUGCAAGAAAGAUCGAAAGAAUGGUCGAGACCGUGCUCGUAAGCGGUGCCAGCGGCUUUGUCGCUGCCAGCAUCAUCAAGGAGCUCCUCACGAACGGCUACGCUGUAAGGGGUACUGUGCGUUCCGAGUCGAGCGCCAACAAAGUCAGAGAAGCACAUGCAGAGUACGCCAAAGGGAAUCUGUCGCUGGUCAUCGUCAAGGACAUUGCGACUCCAGGAGCCUUCAGCGAAGCCGUCAAGGGCGUCGACGGAAUUUUCCAUGUCGCGUCGCCCUUUAUCCUCGAUGCCACCGACUUUGAUGCCCAGCUCUUCGAGCCCGCCCUGCAGGGGACUCUGGGCAUCUUGAAGGCCGCACAGAAACAUAACCCAAAUGUCAAGCGCGUCGUGAUCACGUCGUCCUUUGCCGCAGUUGUGGACUUCUCGUCCGGCCUGAACCCGGGCAAGACCUACACAGAAGCGGAUUGGAACCCUAUGACCCGCGAGGAAGCCAAGGCGGCCGGCGCGGUGGCAGCGUAUCUUGUUUCCAAGGUCCUUGCCGAGAAAGCGGCCUUUGAGUUUGUCGAGAAGGAAAAGCCGAACUUCACCGUUGCUACGCUCUGUCCCCCAAUGGUGUAUGGCCCUCUCGCUCAAGACCCCGACAGCAUGGAUAGACUCAACGAGAGCACAGAGGACUUCUACCGCCUCAUGAACGGUUCCCUAGUCGAGACGCCGGGCACAAGUUUCUGGGCGUACGCUGACGUUCGCGACCUCGCCCUUGCUCAUCGUCUUGCAUACGAGAAGCCAGAGGCUGCCAACCAGAGAUUCCUCAUCACGAAUGGUGGGUUCAGCUACCAGUUGUUCGUCGACAUCCUACACGAUAGGCUUCCAGAGCUUAGAGAUAAGCUUCCGAAGAAAGCCAACCCCGUAAACGAAGCUUUCCCGGGGAAGGUGUAUCGCCUAGAUAACUCCAAAGCGACGAACGUGCUCGGCAUGAGCUGGAGACCAGUUGAAGAUACAGUGUUAGACACGGCAAAAUAUCUGCAAGGCAUGGAAAAGAAGCACGGCGUUGCAAAAUAGAGAGGACAUGGACGGGAUCUUAAGACUGGUAUCUCGAAGCCAGCCCCAAAAAGAACUUAUAUUUUCGUCAUGCUUUUUUUUCUCUUGAGCGUGCUGUUUUCGCCUGACGAUGGUUCAAGAAGACGAUCUUCAUCUGCAAAACCAGUCAUUAUCUUUAUCCAUAGUUCAAAUGCAACAUUGCUAUUUACUUAAGACUCUAAAGAAAAA
Molecule: messenger RNA, 1594 nt
Organism: Verruconis gallopava
Lineage: Eukaryota; Fungi; Ascomycota; Dothideomycetes; Venturiales; Sympoventuriaceae
Exons: 1
Coding region: 353-1387 (344 amino acids)
Molecular function (GO): oxidoreductase activity, acting on the CH-OH group of donors, NAD or NADP as acceptor
Source: RefSeq, a predicted model, not a curated record